Torulaspora delbrueckii is the source of this 1119-nucleotide messenger RNA. It is a transcript of the gene FSF1, whose product is annotated as Fsf1p. Bases 1 to 1119 code for a protein of 372 amino acids. Gene Ontology annotation, cellular component: mitochondrial inner membrane. The record is from RefSeq and is a predicted model, not a curated record. Gene Ontology annotation, molecular function: monoatomic ion transmembrane transporter activity. Gene Ontology annotation, biological process: mitochondrial transmembrane transport; monoatomic ion transport. The transcript has a single exon. NCBI's taxonomy places the organism in Eukaryota, Fungi, Ascomycota, Saccharomycetes, Saccharomycetales, Saccharomycetaceae.
AUGUAUACGGUUCUCGAGUCUUUCCUUUUGCCGAGUGAAAAAUUUCAGUAUGACUCUCAUAUUUCAAUUACCGCCCUGGUAAUAAUUCACCAAUAUUCAUCACUAUUGACCUUUUCAAGAGUUAAAACUUUCAAGAUGGCUUCGUCAGUAUCAGGUCCUAUCCCAUUACCAGAAUCGCGUUAUGAUCUUUCCACUUACUGGGGAAGAGUGCGUCAUUGCAUGGAAAUCGUGGACCCCACCAUGUUGUUGACCACCUCCAAAGACCUGGCUCAUGCAAGAGAGAUCGUGAGUGCUUAUCGUCAUGGUGAAUUGAAGGAAACUACCCCAGAAUUUUGGCACGCAAAGAAGCAGUUGGAUUCCACGGUGCAUCCAGAUAACGGUGAAACCGUGGUUUUACCGUUCCGUAUGUCAUGUAAUGUCCUAUCAAACUUGGUUGUCACUGCAGGUAUGCUUACGCCAGGUUUGGGCACCGCUGGUACACUCUUCUGGCAAUGGGCAAAUCAAUCUUUGAACGUCGCUGUGAACUCUGCUAAUGCAAAUAAAUCACACCCAAUGUCUACGAAGCAGCUGAUAACGAAUUAUGCUGUCGCUGUGAGUGCAUCGUGUGGUGUUGCAGUUGGUCUGAAUAAAUUGGUUCCAAGAUUAAAAAAUUUGAAACCACAUACAAAGUUGAUUUUGGGUCGGUUGGUCCCAUUUGCCGCCGUUGUGAGUGCAGGUAUCGUUAAUGUGUUUUUGAUGAGAGGUAACGAAAUUACGAAGGGUAUUUCCGUUUUCGAUUCUAACGGUGAAGAAGUCGGCAAAUCUAAGAAAGCCGCUGUCAUUGCCGUUGGUGAAACCGCUCUCAGUAGAGUCAUCAACGCUACACCCGUUAUGGUUAUCCCACCAUUACUCCUUGUCAGAUUACAAAGAUCCCUCUUAAAGGGUAAGUCUCUGGGGGUUCAAACAGCUGCAAGCCUCGGUGUCAUCGCUUGUACGGCUUUCGCAGCUUUACCCUUCGCCUUGGCACUCUUCCCACAAAGACAAGCCAUCCACCUAAACAAAUUAGAAUCUGAAUUGAAGGACAAAAAGGACAGGGAUGGUAAACCAAUCGAAUUGGUUUACUUCAACAGAGGUAUGUAA